Messenger RNA from Anastrepha obliqua, 555 nucleotides. Its product is annotated as larval cuticle protein 65Ab1-like. Gene Ontology annotation, molecular function: structural constituent of chitin-based larval cuticle. The coding region runs from base 1 to 318 and encodes 105 amino acids. Gene Ontology annotation, cellular component: chitin-based extracellular matrix. Lineage: Eukaryota; Metazoa; Arthropoda; Insecta; Diptera; Tephritidae. The record is from RefSeq and is a predicted model, not a curated record. The transcript has a single exon.
AUGAAAUCCGCCAUCAUCUUCGCCUGCCUUUUGGCCGUUGCCUUCGCUCGCCCCAAUCCUGAUGCUGAAAUCGUCAAAUUGGACUCUGAUGUUGGACCUGAAAGCUACGUAUACAAUUUGGAGACCAGCGAUGGUACCAAGAAGGAGGAAGCUGGACAACUGAAGGAUGUUGGCACUGAUCACGAAGCUAUCGUUGUCCACGGUAGCUUCUCGUGGGUGGAUGAAAAGACUGGCGAGAAAUUCACCGUCAACUAUGUUGCUGACGAGAACGGUUUCCAACCUCAAGGCGCUCACUUGCCCGUUGCCCCAGUCGCUUAAGUUGUUUGAAAUAAUGAAAAUUGUUUAAAUUUUAAAUUGAAAUAAAAUUAAAUGUAUUAGUUACUGAUACAGACAAAAAUUAGUAAAGUGCGUGAUUUUCUUAAAUCAAAGAUAUUAAAUUGAAGUUCGGUGUAAUGGAAGUUUCAUACUCAGUAUACAAACCGACAUACAUUUAGUGCUUACUCGGUAUUGUUUGAAUGUGAACUACUUUAUGAAAAAAAUGGGUUUUUAGGUAAC